AUGAACACGCAAGAACUUCUGGGCGUAGGCGCAUGCAUGGGCUUUUUCUUCUCCUCCUCGCUAGGCAUGACCUUCUUCACUUCGCACUUCCUCUCCCAAACCGGAUACAAUUUUAAGUUUCCCCUGUUUUACUUUUCUCUCCACCAUCUUACCCACUUUGUGCUAUCUGCGUUUUGCAUCUGGUACUUCAAAAAACAAGUUUUGCACGAGCAAGUUAUCGAGUCUCCGCUGCCGUACAUAAUGCGAGAAAAGAUAGGCUCCCCCCUCGAGGCUCCGCUCAAAAAAGAAAAGCCCGAAAACACGCUGGAGACUCUUUCCGCAAACACAAACAGCGCGCUGCGCCCGAUACUUUGCUUUCUCAGCGACAUUGGUGCGUUCAACGUGUGGAUUGUGGUCUGCUGCUUCAUUGGGUCGAUCGACAGCGGGUUCUCUGGGAAGGCGCUGACGCGAAUAUCUCUCCCCGUCUACACCAUGCUUAAGUCCACUACGCCGGUGUUUAUUCUGUUUGCUCGCUUUGUCUUCCAGCUGGAGCGCCCGUCUAUCACACUGAUUGUUAUUAUUUGCAUGAUUGCCUCGGGCAUUUCUCUGGCUGCGAAAAGCGAGGCCAUGGGGUUUGACGCCAAGUACGGCCUCAUGACCCUUGGCGCGUGCGUCAUGGCCGGCUUCAGAUGGGGGUUUUUAGAGUACUUCAUAAAACACAGCAUAAAAAAAAACAAGAGCAUUCUGCACAGCCUCUCCGUGCUGUCUCUUCUUUCCGGGCUUUUUCUGCUCGCCGGGUUCUUUCUGUUUGAGGGGCCCAUAGGCCUCUUCAACUUCUGCGCGCAAAAGUCUGCAGGGGCUGCUGCACAGUGCUUGCUCCUGAUAGUGGCCACAGGGGCUAUUGGCUUUUUCGGGUGCUUGGCAGAGUUUCUAGUUAUUUCUAAAACAAACGUAAUGGUUUCCUCUGUGGUUAUUAUCAUUAAGGAAAUCGUGAUCCUGUGCAUUUCGGUGCACCAGCACAGUCUAACGCUCACGUCAGUCAACAUUUUUGGCCUGGCGCUCUCAAUAGUCGGAAUAUUUCUGUUUACCUUCCGGUCGGUUCUCUUCCCUGAGGCUGCAGCACUCUCCUCUGUCGACGAAAAAGCGCUGGAGAGCGCAUACACCACGCACAGAGUCGUGCAAUCCCCCGAAAAAACACCAGUGACCGUGCCCUCCUAA
Messenger RNA from Nematocida major, 1197 nucleotides. Its product is annotated as solute carrier family 35, member C2. The record is from RefSeq and is a predicted model, not a curated record. Gene Ontology annotation, molecular function: antiporter activity. The coding region runs from base 1 to 1197 and encodes 398 amino acids. The transcript has a single exon. Lineage: Eukaryota; Fungi; Microsporidia. Gene Ontology annotation, biological process: UDP-glucose transmembrane transport. Gene Ontology annotation, cellular component: Golgi apparatus; cis-Golgi network; endoplasmic reticulum-Golgi intermediate compartment.